Messenger RNA from Mytilus trossulus (common blue mussel), 3119 nucleotides. RefSeq names its product putative sodium-coupled neutral amino acid transporter 11. Gene Ontology annotation, molecular function: L-amino acid transmembrane transporter activity. The transcript is spliced from 14 exons. The coding region runs from base 495 to 1904 and encodes 469 amino acids. Gene Ontology annotation, biological process: amino acid transmembrane transport. The record is from RefSeq and is a predicted model, not a curated record. NCBI's taxonomy places the organism in Eukaryota, Metazoa, Mollusca, Bivalvia, Mytilida, Mytilidae.
AGAUCAUAAAUGGAGGACUUUGAAUCAGUCCAUUUUCACAUGAAUGAACAUUUUCUAAAUUUAUAUCUUGUUACGUCACGAGUGUUUAUUUUCUUUACAUAUUAACGGAUUUCCAUCAUAAAACAGACAACAAUGACUUAUAAGAAGUGAUCAUUAUUUAGCGACCAGUUCCGUUUGGUUUUAGUGAUAAGGGGAAACAGGAUAUACUAUAUAUAUAUAUGUUGCCAUCUAUGGUUAAGAAAGGACAGUUAUCAUCAGUGUUGUGUUGUAUUCGUUGGAUAGAGUUUGGAUUAUAGAAGAGUAGUUGACAGUCUUGAAAAUAGGGAAUUGAUCGUAUCGUCUGCUGUUUCAAAAUCAGGAAAAUCUUUUGCUUCAGCCAGAAUUAAUGAUAAUAUCCGUUUAACGCUUAUUGAAGUCGGUGAAUGAAACAAGAUUGGAAUAUUUAAAUGCAUUGCAUAUAAUGCCAUAGUGAUUAGAGAGUUUCAUAUAGAAAUAUGACGUCCACAAAAGCAUCUGAAGAUUCUUACAUUCUCGGUAGGAGCCAGACCCAGUCGACGUUCUCGGAAACCAGUAGUAUUGGGGAUACAAAGCAACUGGUUACAGAUGAUGGUGAUAAAAAUGGCCAAGAACAAAGUAGUAUGCCGAUGACAAGUAUCAACAUGAUCAAUUCAAUUGUCGGAUCAGGUGUUAUAGGAAUACCAUAUGCACUGAAGCAGUCAGGUUUUUUAUUUGGAACAUUUUUGCUGAUUUUAGUUGCUGUUAUCACAGAUUACUCUAUUCUACUGUUAGUGCAAGGUGGCAGAUUAUCAAACACAGAUACCUACCAAGAUGUUGUUCUGGUGGCUUUUGGGAGACCUGGAUUUUAUUUGUUAACUGUAUUACAAUUCCUUUAUCCAUUUAUAGCUAUGAUAAGUUACCAGGUUAUAAUAGGAGAUACCAUUACAAAAUGUUUUUUACGAGUAGGCGGAGAUUAUCUUGAAGGCACAGUUCUAGUCAACAGGCACUUUUGUAUUUUUCUGACUACUUUAGUUGUUACUUUGCCAUUAUCCCUUUACAGAGAUGUAGCCAAGCUCAGUAAGUGGGCGUUUGUAGCAAUGAUUUUAAUUGUGUUCAUAAUUGUGUGUAUAUGUGUAAGGAUUCCAGACUUUAGUGACGUACGAGCUACAGCAGAUGCUUGGACUCUUUUUGAUUAUAAUUUUGCACAGUCAAUAGGAAUAAUGACAUUUGCAUAUAUGUGUCACCACAAUACAUUUCUGAUACACCAGUCACUAGAGAAUCCAACAGAAAAGAGAUUUCAAAUUGUGACACAUUUUAGUUUUUUAUUUUCUUUGUUAAUUAUGCUACUGAUUGGAGUUCUCGGCUAUGUAACAUUCACGGGAUAUACCCAAGGUGAUCUCUUGGAAAACUACUGUAAGACAGAUGAUUUAAUGAAUGUGGCUCGACUCUGCUUUGCUAUAACUAUUAUGUUGACAUAUCCACUAGAAUGUUUUGUUGUUAGACAUGUAUUUGAGAAUUCCUUCUUUGCAGUAACUGAAAAGGCUCCUAUGUGGCGUCAUCUAUCAGUUACAAUUUCUGUAGCAGCAGCAACAGUUCUUAUUGCAAUGACUACAGAUUGUCUAGGCAUUGUUUUGACUUUUAACGGCGUAGUAGUUGCGUGUCCAUUAGCAUUCAUUAUACCACCAUUAUGUGUUAUGAAAUUAAGACAAGAGCCAGUGCUAUCAAAAGAGAACGUUUUCCCAAUACUAGUGGCUACUUUUGGAAUUUUGGCUUCAGUAAUCGGAGUGAUUGUAGCAGUAUAUAAUUUGACAAAGGGUAUUGAAUGUAGUCAUGGUAAAGAAAUGUUUUAUUGUCUAACGCCUUCUCGUAUAAAUGGAAGCAUGCUAGCAUCAAAUACGACAUUAUAAAAGUAUUAAACUGUGCCAUUUUCCACAAGGCAAGUCCUAAGACAAAGCACCAAAAUAUAAUAUGUAUGUUAAAUAUUUAUUUCAAGAAAAAUUGAAACCAUAUGAAUGAAAACUAUCAUUAAAAUAAGAUAAAAAAAAAAGAAGAGAAGACAUCUGUAUGUGUUAUUGUGAUCUAUUUCAUGUUAUUUUGGCUUUUAUAAUGGUUUUAGAUUUCAUCGGUUAUUAAAUAAUGUUUUAAUGUAAGAAUUGUUCGAUAUUUUCUGUCAUCAUGUUUUUUCUUAUACAUAAUAAGAUGUAACGCACUAUCACAUAUUCUGUAAUAAUAUAAUAAAUAUGGUGUGUGCAAAUAAAUGAUAAUUUGUUUCUCUUUAGUGGUAUUCUGCAAUACAUUUUUAUCACUAGUGAUUAAUAGUAUUUUUAUAGUAUUUAUAUGACAAUAUGUUUAAAUUGUGGGUGAUUAUGAAAGUUAUUGAAUGUAAUGUAGGAUAAUAUUAUUCAAUAAAAUAAAUCAAAGAAACAUUUCAUACCUCUAAACAUCUGUAUUCAACAAUAGAAAGACAUCUGUAAUUCAAAAAUAGAAAGAAAUCUGCGAGUGAAAAAUAGGGAGUCUUACUCAAUUACAAAAUAGAAAGACAUCUGCGAGUGAAAAAUAGGGAGUCUUACUCAAUUACAAAAUAGAAAGACAUCUGCGAGUGAAAAAUAGGGAGUCAUACUCAAUUACAAAAUAGAAAACAUCUGCGAGUGAAAAAUAGGGAGUCAUACUCAAUUACAAAAUAGAAAACAUCUGCGAGUGAAAAAUAGGGAGUCAUACUCAAUUACAAAAUAGAAAACAUCUGCAAUUGAAAAAAUAAGAAGACUUCUGCAAUUGAAAAAUAGGAAUAAAUAUAGAGGCCGAUUAACCAUCAUGAAUAGAAAGAUAUAGACAGAGAUAUUUGCAAAAUCAGGUCAACGGUGAGACAACAAAUAAAUCAACCAAGUAACCCUCCCUCAAAUUGAUCAAAGAUGGUGGCCCAGACAAAAAGUGAAACAUCAUUGUGUGCUACGACAAAAUGUCUUUCCAAACACGUAUUACAACUACAAUUUGAUACAGAUGAUAAAAAGUAACAUAAAUGUAAUGUAUUAUUAUUGGUUAUUUUGUUGUAUAACUGGUGUUCAAAUAUUGUACACUUCUUUCUUGUUAUUAUGCAUAAUGUUGCUAAAACGUUAAUAAAAAUC